Molecule: messenger RNA, 814 nt
Organism: Arachis ipaensis
Lineage: Eukaryota; Viridiplantae; Streptophyta; Magnoliopsida; Fabales; Fabaceae
Gene: EXLB1
Product: expansin-like B1
Cellular component (GO): extracellular region
Source: RefSeq, a predicted model, not a curated record
GUCUAGGCUAUGGAGGAAUGGAACUGGCUGUGGUGCAUGCUACCAGGCAAGGUGCAAAUUAGAGCAAUACUGCGACGAGGAGGGAACCUACGUGGUGGUAACAGACUACGGCGAAGGAGACAGAACAGACUUCAUUUUGAGCCCACGCGCCUACAAGAAGUUGGGACGAAACGAUGAAGCUGCAGCAGAGCUAUUCAAAUAUGGUGUGGUUGACAUUGAAUACCGAAGGGUCCCUUGCAGAUAUGAAGGCUACAACAUUGUCUUUAAGGUCCAUGAACGAAGCAAGAAUCCUGAAUACUUUGCUGUUGUCAUUCUCUAUGUUAAUGGUGCUUAUGAUGUAACUGCUGUUCAGUUGUGGCAGGAAGAUUGCCAAGAAUGGACAGAAAUGAGGAGGGUUUAUGGGGCAGUGUUUGAUUAUGCCAACCCACCAAGUGGUGAAAUCAAUUUGAGGUUCCAAGUGAGUGGCAGUGCAGGUAUCUAUUGGGUGCAAUCCCAGAAUGCUAUUCCUAGUGAUUGGACUGCUGGAGCUGCUUAUGAUUCACAGGUUCAGCUUACUUAAAAAAAAAAUAAAAUAAAAUAAAAUAAAGAAAAGAGGAAAAACUUUUGGUAUCUUAUUGUUGAGAUGCCAGGAUCAAGAUAACAAAUCGAUAGGCACUACUAGUAUUCAAUUGUUUACUCUUAAGGAUGUUGAUGUUAAUGUUACUAGUGUGUCCUCUUUGUGUUUAGGGACUAGAAUAAAUGAGGAUUCAUGUACUUUUCUUAUGAAAAAUUCAUGGAAUAUGAAUAAUAUAAAAGCAUUAGCUUUUCUCCUUUA